CAAAGGAGAGAGAGAGAGAGAGAGGAAGACGACGACGACCUUUGUUGUUGUUUCCUUCUUUCUCUUCUCUUCUCCUCAUCCUCCUCUUUAGCUUCCUCUCGCGCUCGCCGUCUCUCUCUCUCUCUCUCUAUCGGGCGCGCGCCUUUCUGUGUUGGUCGUCUCUUUCCUCGCGUGCUCUGCCGCUGCGCAAGAAUCAAAAGGCGCCGGCCACUAGAGAGAGUGUGUGUUUGUGUGUGUGUGGCUUGAGUUGAGAGUUGAGAGACCAAUCGACCAUCGGCUGUGAUCUCAAAAGAGAGAGAGGGGCAAAGCGAAGUGGGCAGACUUGGGCGGCAAUCCUUGCGAAUCAUCAAGGGAUUCUGUCUUUUCUUUGGUGCGAUUCGAUUGUUUCUUUGUAGGGGGAAGGGAGAGAGGAGGGGGGGGGGGGGUUUUGGCAAUUGGCAUGGAGGAGGCGGAGGAGAUGCAGGUGGAGAGGAUGCAGGAGGAGGUGGAGGGAGGCGGCGCGGAUACGGAUAAGCUCAGCUACGAGAUUUUCUCCAUCCUCGAGAGCAAGUUCCUGUUCGGGUACACGGACCCGCACCAGCUGUGGCUGCCCAAGGCGCCGGCGGCGCAGGCGUCGGCGGCGACGGCCGUGCCGUCGGGGAAGGCGGCGCAGCGUGGGAAGGUGUGCGUGCUGUGCGUGGAUGGCGGCGGCGGCGGGCUGCGGGCGCUGCUCUCCGGCCGCGCGCUGGCGCACCUGGAGGCCGCGCUCCGGCGCGCGUCGGGCGACCCGGACGCCCGCGUCGCGGACUACUUCGACCUCGUCGCCGGUACGGGCGCCGGCGGCGUGUUCGCCGCGAUGCUGUUCUCGACGCACUCGCGCGGCGCGCCUCUGUUCCACGCCGAUGACACAUGGCGCCUCGUGGCUGACCACGCUCCCCGGCUCUUCCGCAAGGCCGUCGGCGGCUCGACGUCGCUCUUCUGCCGACCCAAGAAGCGGCCCCUCGCGGCGCCGACGGCGGCGCUGGACGCGGCCAUGAAGACGGCGUUCGGCGAGGAGCUCACCCUGCGGGAUACCAUCAAGCCCGUGCUCAUCUCCUGCUACGACCUCAAGUCGUCCGCGCCGCUCGUGUUCUCGCGCGCCGACGCCCUGGAGAGCGAGAGCUACGACUUCCGCCUCUGCGAGGUCGGCCGCGCGGCGUGGUCGGAGGCCGGCCGAUUCGAGCCCGCCGAGGUCGCGUCGGUCGACGGCGCCACGUCCUGCGCCGCCGUGGACGGCGGGCCGAUCAUGGGCAGCCCCGCCGCCGCCGCAAUCACGCACGUGCUUCACAACAAGCACGAGUUCCCGUUCGUGCGCGGCGUCGAGGACCUCCUCGUGCUCUCCAUCGGGGGAUGCUCCGCCGGUGGCACGGGGGCCGCGGCCGACGCCGACCUCCGACGCUUGCGCCGCUGGGGUCCCAAGGAUUGGGCGCGCCCCAUCGCGCGCAUCGCCGCCGACGGCGCCGCCGACCUCGUCGACCACGCCGUGGCGCGCGCCUUCGGGCAGUGCCGCUCGUCCAACUACCUGCGCAUUCAGGCGAAACGGGAGAGCAUGCCGCCGUGCGGGCCGGACGGGGAGUACGACCCAACCCCGGCGAACGUGCACGCGCUGCUCGCGGCGGCGGACGAGAUGCUGAAGCACCGGAACGUGGAGUCGGUGCUGUUCGAAGGGAGGCGUGUCGGCGAGCAGACGAACGCGGAGAGGCUGGACUGCUUCGCCGCCGAGCUCGUCGCCGAGCAUCGCAGCAGGGGCUCCCGUAUUGGCCCCACCGUGGCGUUCAAGCAGGCGCCGCGGAAGCAGCCGCCGGCGGCGGCGGUGGCGGCGAUGGGCUGAGCCGGUGGCCGCGUGCACUGUGGAGUAAGGACAUGUAGGCCCUCUCUUUCUUCUUGCUUUCGCUGGAAUCCUGCUGCAUUUUUUACGUGGCAGAGUGGCAUUGCUCCAAGAAGCAUUUUGCCAAUGGGAAAUUCGACUUGGAGAAAAUAUGAAAGAACAUCUGUGAUAUAUAAUUUCAGCUUCAUUUCAAUUUAGCAUAGAAUUGUACUAGUAUCAUCUUUCUUCAGAAUCAUAUGCUUCUUUGUUUUCUCUUCACAUA
Messenger RNA from Oryza sativa Japonica Group (Japanese rice), 2108 nucleotides. RefSeq names its product patatin-like protein 6. Gene Ontology annotation, biological process: lipid metabolic process. Lineage: Eukaryota; Viridiplantae; Streptophyta; Magnoliopsida; Poales; Poaceae. The record is from RefSeq and is a predicted model, not a curated record.